ACCAUCUCAAUCAAGUUAACGAGUCACAACCCGCUGGACAGAUCACUACUCGUUCAUACAGCAGUUUCGUUGGCGUAUCAGACAGAUCGUGGUAUAACCAAUCUCAGUGGUUUCCUCUUUUAAACUCAUCAAUCCUUUUAUUUUUUUCUAAACCCAAUUUUGCGACAACGUUAGUCUGUUACACUCAGGCUUCUAACGUGCUACCCAAAAGGGUCUUACCCUCCACGCUGCAACAGUUCACAACCCCGACAGUGAAGACUUGUCUCACAAAAAAAAAAAAAGUGACAACGCCGUGCAUUAACGUGAGAACUGGCAAAACUAUAAAUCAUUGUUGUCGCUGCCGUAACUUUUCUUUUGGAAGUUUUGGAGCAAUGCUUUACCCCGAUUGGCUGCUUGACAUACGCGUUCAAAAUGAGCUCCGAGGUCUGCCCUUUCUGUGGGAAAACUUACAAAAGGUUGAAGAGUCACCUGCCACAUUGCAAGGCAGCCGCGAACUCCAAAACACCUCCAACCGAACAUCGAGUCAAAACGAAUCAGGCGACAUCUUCCUCUCAGCUGGUUGCGGGCUCCCCUGAACCAACAGCAAAGGGCAAAAAGUCCUCACAGACACUGUCGGUGGCUGCGAGUCCACAGUCGAAGAAGAGCACAAAGGUGUCUGCGGUGUCAGCCGCGGCACCACGGUCGUCCUCACCAGCAACGCCUUCCAAGAGCGCGAACACGUCGUCCUUGUCACAGUCCUUGUCCCCGAGUUCUACACCACUUCCACCAUCAGCUAAGAAGAAGAAACAGAAGCUGUCCGAACAAAUCAAGAUGGCCAGCUCGCCCUCCUCUCCCACCACCUCCCUCAUCUCCUCCCCAGCGCUAUCUCCGUCUCCACGUCCCACCAUCCCUAAGCCAAAAAAGAUGAGUCUCCGCGCUCUGAUAGAAGCUGCAAAGUCUGACCGAGUUACUAAGGGAUCACGGGAAGAAACUGGAUCUGCCUCGGGAGGCCUGCCCUCAGGUUCAACUCAGUUUUUAACAGACCCUCUGAGGCCCAGAAGCACAGCACAGACGGAGACCAACAUUAUUCCAGAAAACGCCAGUUUUCUAUCUCUGUCCACAGACACUAAACUCAAAGAUGCCCCUAAAAAGAAGGUGUCGAAGACCAAGAAGGCUGCACAGUCUCUUUCCAGAACCAAAGAUACUCACUCUGACUCCCUGGCCUCUGAAAUAUAUGAAAGUAGCGCAAGACCCCAUGCAAGAGACAACUUCUGGGUGGACAACAAGGGGGAAGUUGAGGAUAUAUCUGUCAAUGAGAUGUUCUUAAAAUCCGGAAGUGGUCACCAGGCCAAGAUUACCAUCCAAGAUGUUAAGGCCACGUUAGGCCGAGCUAAAACCACCAGUCAGUCCAGCGGGGCGAGUGUCCUGAGCCGGGUUGAAACCACUGACAACCUAAGCAGCAAAGCCAGACUUGACACUAGUCUCAGUCCAGUGACAGUUCCGGCAGAGAACCGAAAAGAUGUUGCUGUCAGCUGCUUGGUAACAACUAAAACUCUUCUGUCUGACCAGCUGCCCGGCACCAGUUCAGAAGAUACGGAGAAAAAAGGUUCAGAGUCCAAACAAGCAUCUUUAAUCCCUCUGCAACAUGGUGGCUCCUCUCAGACCCAACUAAACUUCCCUGCAACUCCCCUCCUCUCUGGCCAUCUGUCGUCUCGGGUGAGCCAAGCUACACCUCUGCCACAUACAGUCAGCGUGACAGAGACGCUGAAGAUGGGCCGUCACGUGACAGAACCCCUCUCAAUAUCACCGUCGCCCAUUCAGCUUCCCGGUCCUCAUCUUUCCCCGCUUGUUCCACAAACUCUGCCGGCGAGGGUGGAGACGCUGAGAGCCGAUGACGGGUUGAAGCUUGAGAACAGGAAACAAAACACAGCUCACAAUCAAAGCGAAGGUGCUGUGGCACAGCGGAGUCUUGGACAGGUGAGACUGGGGGAGUUACCUGAGUGGCUGGCCUGCAAAGCCCCCGGCCAUCCAAGAGACGUCGUGAAAAUGGCGCAAAGAGGCUGGCGGUGGUAUUACAGGAGAUAUAUUGACGUGAAGAAAGGCGGUGUGGGUGGACUGGGCAUGCUGUUAGCAGGAUACUGUGUGCUCAGCUACACCUGGAGUUACCCUCAUAUAAAGCGUGAUCGCUGGAGGAAGUACCACUAAGGUCAAGGGAAGAUGUGUGGACAAGCGUGACUGUAUGUGGAAACAACAGCUGUGGCAGGAGGAGGGUUCAGUUUUCACACCUCAGUUUUUGCACAGAUUAAGCAAAACAAACAACCAAAAGAAAGACUUAACCUGUUAACUAGUGAGCUUUGGAGUUGCUGUUGUUAGAGACACUCUAGCUGUUUCCAGUCUUUAUGCUAAGCUAAGCUGACAGGUCCGCUGGCUGCAGCUUUAUAUUUAACUGACAAAUUUGGGCGUGGUAUCGAUGUUCAUAUCUAACUCUCAGCCAGACAUUGAUGAAGCGAAUUUCCCAAAACGUCAAACCAUUUCCUCAGAAACUACUGCUAUCAGAGUCGUAAUUCUGAUACUAGUAGUUUCAUUCUAAUUUGACUUGCACCUGCAAAGGGCAUCUGAAAGCCUGUGCGCACUACAUUGCAGUUCAUGUAAAUUAAGAUGUUUGACUUUCAUAUAAGUUUUAUUUAGCUAGUUAGUUAGCUCUGUCUUAUAUUAUUUCUAGAUUGGGAAUGAAAAUAUGCAUAGAGAGAGCUACUUAAAAUAUGUGUUAUUGGGGUUUGUUUUUUUGUGAGCAAAACCAGUUUUGGUCUCAGUUUGAGAAUCAAAAUAGUUUUGGUUCAUGAUGAGAGGAAAUAUGUUACAGUCCCGCUGUGUGUCCCAGGAGCUCCACUAGGUGUCAUUGUUGGGUUGCAUUAUGAAAACCAGAGGGGUCGGGCAUUCAAAUAUUUGCUAUGCAGAGUUUUCUUAGCUCCUUUGUGUGGAGGCAUUGGUUCUGGGGUCCAUGAGAGGAAUAAAGCGGGGGGGGCGCAUCGGUUUUUGACCUUGAUAAAAAAUCUCCCUCUGGAAGCCCAGAGGUAGGGAAACAUGAAAACUGAAACAUCCUGAUAUGAGUAUCCAUGGAAAGAUCCUAUCGGUUGUGCAGAGGGUGGCUAAUCUGUUUUUCUUUGGAAAUGCUUCCCCUGUCACAUGAUGUUGUUAUGCAUGCUCAGUCUGUCAGUGCCAGUGCCAGUGUGUGAACACUCACAGAAUAGUAAUGGAGGGAUGCUGGAGGAAGGUCUCAGCCGGACUGGACCAGUUUGUUAUUGUAUUCAAAAUGAAUUUAUUGUUGACUCUCCUUGCUGCUGUAGUGAACACACAUUAGCUACAAAUGAAGAAAUGACAGUUUUUUUUCUAAUGAUUUUUCCUGACGACGCCUCUUGGCCAACACAAUAAAAAAUAAUUUCCGUUUUC
This is a messenger RNA of Xiphias gladius (swordfish), 3429 nucleotides long. RefSeq names its product cell wall protein RBR3. The coding region runs from base 412 to 2184 and encodes 590 amino acids. The record is from RefSeq and is a predicted model, not a curated record. The transcript has 5 exons. Gene Ontology annotation, molecular function: proton-transporting ATP synthase activity, rotational mechanism. Gene Ontology annotation, biological process: proton motive force-driven mitochondrial ATP synthesis. NCBI's taxonomy places the organism in Eukaryota, Metazoa, Chordata, Actinopteri, Istiophoriformes, Xiphiidae.